Molecule: messenger RNA, 1389 nt
Organism: Venustampulla echinocandica
Lineage: Eukaryota; Fungi; Ascomycota; Leotiomycetes; Helotiales; Pleuroascaceae
Exons: 3
Coding region: 1-1389 (462 amino acids)
Source: RefSeq, a predicted model, not a curated record
AUGGCUAUCCACAGGACCAGAGCACAAACAAAAACUUUACGAUUAGAAAUGGCAAUCAAUACCACUGCACCAGUUGAAUCUCCAACCUCGGAGAGUCUCUCUAAAAACCGGCAAGUUUCGUCAUGCAAUGGAGUUCCCUCCAAAGCUCCGCCACCUUUGGAAAGCCCCUCUGAAGACCAAACCACUCCGGAGGGUCCAGCUAAGGAUCGGCAACUAGCGGAAGGCCCUAUAAAUGACCUAUUAGCGGGAGAAGUUCCCGAAGAUCUGCUGGCCGUGGGAACUCCCUCCGAAGAGCAACCAACUACGGAAGGUCCACCUGCUGGAGAAGCUCCUUUUGAGACCACACCUGCGAGGGAGUCCUUAACACCUCCGCUGCAAUUAGGGAGUCCCUCCAAAAGCCAACCAACUACGGAAGUCCAGGUUUGCCGGCCUACGGAAGGUCUUACAACAAACCAGCACACGGAGAAACAUCCAUCAACUUUAGAAAGUCUCUCUAAUGGCGAGUGUACUGCAAAAAGCCCUACAACGGGCUUAUUACAGGGAGAAAUUCCGAAAGCGCCGACAGAAAGUUCCUCCCAAGACCAAUCAACGGCCGAAGGCCCAUCUAAAGACCACAUAGUAGAGAGUCUUCCAAUUGUUAAGCUAGCUGUAGAAGCUCUGCCAAGUCCAGGAGAGCAAUUAGAGCCCCAAAAGGACUUGCUACCCAAUCCACCAAGUUCUAAUACCGUUAAGGAUACCUCCCAGCCUAAAGGUGCGAAUCCUCUAAAGAGCCUUCGGAUUCUACGUGAACCGACUACAGUGCGGAAAGACGUUCCUAUAAUUUGCAUCGACUCUGACGAUGACGGCGAUUUCGUAGAGAUCCUGCCUUCUCGGCAACCCCAUGUUCAUCUCUCUAAAAGAAAGGCUUCAUCUUCGCCGGAGCCGUUCAAAUACAAUGGCGAACGGAUGCUAUCUAAACGGCUCAAACUUAUAGCAGAAGAAAAGACCAACCUCCUAGCCCCCGGCUCCACCAAAGCUGAAGACGAAUCCAAGAGCCGACGCAAAUCACACACACAUUACAAGUUUUCGGAACAUGAUCUUAGCAAGUUUAAAACCAUUUUAGACAGAUGUGAGGGUCUCACCAGACUCUUCACACAACAAACAGAGUGUAUUGGAUUACUUGAGGCUCUCGACAUCGAAAGUAGUAUAGCAAUUGCCAAAAUAUCGGCUGAUUCUAUGUCGAGAAACAUACAGAUCCGGAACCAACUUGGAGAUAUAGAGGAGAAAAAAAGCGCGAAGUCUGCUGAACUACGUCGAACUACAUUUUCUACUAUCCAGGAGGGGACUUCAAUAAAGCAAGACCUUGCGAGUUGGUAUACGAAAGAACAGAAGGGUAACCGAGCGUAUUAA